AUGGGAGACCUGUUUAUGCUCAGGGUGGCUGUGGGCAUAUGCUAUGCCACCUUCAGUGCCUCUGCCUGGUCAGUGAACAAUUUCCUGAUAACAGGUCCCAAGGCCUAUCUGACCUACACUACCAGCGUGGCCCUGGGUGCCCAGAGUGGCAUCGAGGAGUGUAAGUUCCAAUUUGCUUGGGAACGCUGGAACUGCCCCGAAAAUGCUCUCCAGCUCUCCACUCACAACAGACUGAGAAGUGCUACUAGGGAGACUUCCUUCAUUCAUGCUAUCAGCUCUGCUGGAGUCAUGUACACUAUCACCAAGAACUGUAGCAUGGGCGACUUUGAAAACUGUGGCUGUGAUGAGUCAAAAAAUGGAAAAACAGGAGGCCAUGGCUGGAUCUGGGGGGGCUGCAGUGAUAAUGUGGAAUUUGGGGAAAGGAUCUCCAAACUCUUUGUGGACAGCCUGGAGAAGGGAAAGGAUGCCAGAGCCCUAAUGAAUCUUCACAACAACAGGGCAGGCAGGCUGGCAGUGAGAGCCACCAUGAAGAGGACCUGCAAAUGUCAUGGCAUCUCAGGGAGCUGCAGCAUCCAGACAUGCUGGCUGCAGCUGGCUGACUUCCGGGAGAUGGGAGACUACCUAAAGGCCAAGUAUGACCAGGCACUGAAAAUUGAGAUGGAUAAGCGGCAGCCAAGGGCUGGGAACAGUGCUGAGGGCUGCUGGGCACCCACUGAGGCCUUCCUUCCCAGUGCAGAGGCUGAGCUGAUCUUUUUAGAGGAAUCGCCAGAUUACUGUACCCGCAAUUCUAGCCUGGGCAUCUAUGGCACAGAGGGUCGGGAGUGUCUGCAGAACAGCCACAACACAUCCAGGUGGGAGCGACGCAGCUGCGGGCGCUUGUGCACCGAAUGUGGCCUGCAGGUGGAAGAGAGGAAGACUGAGGCUAUCAGCAGCUGUAACUGCAAAUUCCAGUGGUGCUGUACAGUCAAGUGUGACCAGUGUAGGCAUGUGGUGAACAAGUACUACUGCAGGCGCUCCCCAGGCAGUGCUUUGUCCUGGGGCAAGGGCAGCACAAGAUAGCACCCCACACAAACUCAUUUGCUCAGUUGCAUGACAGUGGAGGGGGACACAGCUUCUUUCUUGGAAAGAGAAGAUUGGAAAACAAUUGGAAAAUCACAAGGUUGGUCUGUAGUCCUCUUGAUAUAUGCUACACAUGGGGAAACAGAGGCCUGAGUUUAUACAGCAUAUUCUUGACAGAGCUGAAAUUGGGACCUGGGCCUCCUAACUUGGGCAGACCCCAUUUCAUCUUUCCUACAAGUUACAUCCUGAUCUUUGUGCCUGUGCUUUUGCAGCUUGCUAAAGGGGGAGUUUGGUUUGGGGUCCAUAUCCAGAAGGACCUUCAAAGUACUUGUCCCUGUACGUUUCAGACCAUGUCCAACCCAGUGUGCUGAGAAUCAGAAGGAAUGGAAGCAAAAAAUGAAAGAGUUCUGUCCAGACUCCUGAAGGAGCAACCUUCCCCUAGUCUGGCUAGCUCCAGAAAGACCAACUACAAGUUCAGGCAGAUCAGUGGGGCAGAGACACAUACUUGCCUAAUGGGAGGUUUUUACGGUGUUGGGUUUUUCACCUGAGUAUGCACUUUUGAAAAGUUCUUCCCACCUAACCCUGGGGAAACCAGGACCUAACAUAACCUGAGGACUCUUCCAGCUCAGAAACUAUCUCUGGAGCCACCAAGAAGGACCAGUCACAGUAAGUGGACUUACACAGGUGACUACAACUUAUCCAGACAAGGCCCCCCAGGAGGGAUUUUCCCCCAAAGAGCUGUAAAAUGACUCUGUUUUAUUUUCCCA
Messenger RNA from Ceratotherium simum simum (southern white rhinoceros), 1826 nucleotides. It is a transcript of the gene WNT8A, whose product is annotated as Wnt family member 8A. Gene Ontology annotation, molecular function: cytokine activity; frizzled binding. NCBI's taxonomy places the organism in Eukaryota, Metazoa, Chordata, Mammalia, Perissodactyla, Rhinocerotidae. The record is from RefSeq and is a predicted model, not a curated record. Gene Ontology annotation, cellular component: extracellular region. Gene Ontology annotation, biological process: cell fate commitment; neuron differentiation; canonical Wnt signaling pathway.